Pogoniulus pusillus (Red-fronted tinkerbird) is the source of this 1369-nucleotide messenger RNA. RefSeq names its product centromere protein P (gene CENPP). Lineage: Eukaryota; Metazoa; Chordata; Aves; Piciformes; Lybiidae. Gene Ontology annotation, biological process: CENP-A containing chromatin assembly. The transcript has 6 exons. The coding region runs from base 16 to 837 and encodes 273 amino acids. The record is from RefSeq and is a predicted model, not a curated record. Gene Ontology annotation, cellular component: nucleus; chromosome, centromeric region.
UGCUGAUUUGAAGAUAUGGAUAUCGGCACUUGUCAAGUGUAUGAAGAUGAAAUCAAGUCACUGGAAGAAGAAAUUAAACUACUGGCUGAACAGUACAAAGAUCUCCAGCAAGAAUCCACCUUUUAUUCAGAGGAGGAGAUAUUAACGGCAAUAAAAGCAUUUCAAAGCGAAUUUCAGAGAGAGUCGAAGGGACACGAAUUUCAGUCAGACCUGAAAGCUCAACUGGAAAAUUUGGAAGCAGAUCUUGGCUUUUUGAUGAAAUUUACCUGUAUUCAGUUCACAAGUCAUUCCAAGAGAACAGUAGAAAGAAAUAGAAACAGAACAGUGCAGAAGCACAGAGUAUCAGGGAAAUGCCACUCCCUGUCUUUUCAACUGGAAUUCCAGCUUCUUGAAAUAAAGGACGAAGAGAAGGUAUCCACUGUUAUCACUGAUCUCAGCAUUAUAAUGGAAUCUGGAGAAGAUUCAAAUGUGAGCAAGUUUGUGUCAAGAACUGAAGAACAUGGACAUCUUUUGGCGUUUUUCAGAAGUCUUUCAUCAUAUGCUGAGUGGUAUGAGCAUCGUAGGAGCACUUUCCAACACUUCAAGCUUUACUUGCUACUUUCUGAUCCUUACAUCAGUCUCACUAUAGCAGUCGCUGUGGUUUCUGGGACAGUGGUUCAGUCAACUGCUGCAACUCUUCCUCAUUUUAAAAUUCAGUUGAAAAUGAACAAGUGGGAAGGAGAUAAGUCUGGAGAGUAUUUUCUAAGUUGUCUUCUGUAUCUUAAGCAGUUUGAAAAGAUAUUUGUCCAGAUGAAUAUAGACAAUGAAGGGAUAUAUUUAUUUCUAGAAGAUGUGUGAGGAUAAAUUCACUGAAGACAUACAUUAAAAUUUUGUCUGCGUUACAAAUGUUUUUACUAAAGGUAUUUUUCCUUCCAUGGUCAAACAUGCUGUUGAGAGGGAAAGCAGUUUGGAAGAACAUUUAUCAAGUAUCAAACUGUGGCUUAUACAGUCUUUUCUUGAACAUCUCCCCUUACUGGCUUGCUAGACUUGAAGUACAUAGGCAGGUAACUGCACAGGAUUGAAGAGAAAACGUUGGAUUGGGGUUCUGGUUUUUAUACCUUUUUCUGUUGUUGUGUAAUUUUAAAGAAAAUCAUCCAGGCUGUUAAGUAGAACCUGCCUGCACUUUUAAUAAUUUUCUUACUCCGGACUGUAAAAACAGGAAAGGAGGAUUAUUUUGUUUUCUGUUAAUUUUGGUACUUGAGAAGAAAGGAAUAACAGAAGUGAGUGACUGAAUACUUGAAAUGAUAACAAACAUUAGAGAUGAAUAACAACUGCAAGUUUCAAGCAGAGAUGGAGAGCACUAAGAAGUUGAUUGUCAUAAAGGGGAGUU